Molecule: messenger RNA, 1770 nt
Organism: Rhizoctonia solani
Lineage: Eukaryota; Fungi; Basidiomycota; Agaricomycetes; Cantharellales; Ceratobasidiaceae
Product: protein arginine N-methyltransferase 3
Exons: 13
Coding region: 1-1770 (589 amino acids)
Biological process (GO): peptidyl-arginine methylation
Cellular component (GO): nucleus
Molecular function (GO): protein-arginine N-methyltransferase activity
Source: RefSeq, a predicted model, not a curated record
AUGUCCGUAAACAUUACUCUUCCUCCGACCAAUCAGCUGUCAGGACCUGAAGACAGUGAAGUUGAUACUAGCUCGGAGGGAACACAGGAAGAAGAGACAUUCAGCGAUUGGGUCGACGACGAUGAUACUCCCACAAAGAGUUUAUUCGAUCAGACCAUACUUUCCAAUGCACUCAAAGCAGUAGCUUAUGAUAAAGAAAUUCAUGGAGUGGAUAUUGUCGGAUUGGGAAAUGACCUGAAGCUCGAUUUUCUCAAGAGGGUGCGACUUGUUAAUUAUGUUCGGAAAUCUCAAUCAACUCCCGCCGAGGUACUGGCGCUCAAAUCUGACAAUCCAUUGUUCGCGGACGAUAUCCAUCUGCGCCCCGUUAUCGAGGACGACCCACUAUUAUUAAUCGGUAAUGAUGAGUGGAGUGACGAUGAAGAGGAUAAACCAGGCGACAGUAAGAAGAUCACUGAGAUGGAGCAAGAAUUGGUCAAGGUUCGAGCAAGAUUCGAAGAUCUGGGACGACGUGUACCCGAACUGCUUUCCGAGUCUGAAUACCCUGAAGAGCAGGUGGCAUCCACCUCUGUUGAAGCAAUUCCUACCAAACCCCGAGAUGAUGAUACCCAUUACUUUGACAGUUAUUCUUAUAAUGAAAUCCAUGCUGUGAUGAUCCAGGAUAGCGUUCGGACUUCAUCCUAUGCUACUUUUAUUCUUUCCAACCCUCAAAUAUUCAAGGAUGCUGUUGUCAUGGAUGUUGGAUGCGGUACGGGAAUCUUGUCCAUGUUCGCAGCCCGUGCCGGUGCACGGAAGGUGUUCGCGAUUGAAGCCAGCGGAGUUGGUGUCAAGGCCGAGCAAAAUUUCAAGGAUAACGGAUAUGAGGAUAUCAUAACGCUUAUCCGAGGAAAAGUAGAAAACAUUUCUCUUCCUGAUGGCUAUACGCAUGUAGAUGUAAUUAUCAGCGAAUGGAUGGGCUAUUCUCUGCUCUACGAAUCUAUGCUCGAUUCUGUUCUUUUCGCAAGAGACAAGUUCUUGAGGGCAGGUGGUCUUAUGGCGCCUAGCCAGUGCCGUAUCAUGGCCAAUCUUGUUGAAAUCCCAAGCGUUAUCAAGGAAAAUGUCACCUUUUGGGAUAAUGUUUACGGCUUUAACAUGUCCUCGAUGGCCAAAGAAGUCUACGAUGAUGCACUCAUCGAAGUGGUCUCGGCAGAUGCAGUUCUUACCAACGAUGAACUAAUCAAAGACAUUCCCAUCCAACGCGUAACAUCCAAGAACCUUGACUUUUCUUCGCCUUUCGUUCUCACUGCUACAAGACCAGGAAAGGCUCACGCGCUUCUCUUAUAUUUCGACACCUGGUUCACAACAGAUGGUGCUGAUGUUCCGUCCGACGCCGAACCCACUAUCGCAAAGGGAGAAGGCGAUGUCAUAACAACCGACGUACUUCAGAUCAAAGCUCGCCCCGAGCUAGUCGCGCGUCGCAAGUCGAGCAUGGGUCCAAUUCGAAAGAAGAGUAUGAGCGGGGAGGAGAUCAUCAAAGAUGGAAAGGAAGUGUCUUUUUCUACUGGACCGGCAAGUAUGCCGACGCAUUGGAAGCAGACACUGUUCUUGUUUAGGAACCCAGUUGAUGUCAAAGAAGGCACGUGCAUAUCUGGGCGUUUGCACAUGCGCAAGAGCGAGGAUAACUCGCGCGAGUUGGAUGCGGAAAUUCACUUCAAAGUUCAACACCCAGAUCUACACACGAAAGAACUGACACCAGCUAAGGAGACUGUUGUGCAAUCAUACAAGAUUCGAUGA